AUGCAUGUAAGAUUCAGUGGCAAAACGCCAAGAGGCAGGGCCGGAUCACCUAGUCCACCUGGAAGACGGUCCUGUUCUCAGGUGGGCAGGUCACCACUUGGACAUUUUGGGUCGUGGUCAUUUCUUAAGGGAUGGCCCGUGGGUGGUAUCAGCUUGGUCCCCAGAGAAACGUGGGGUCCCAGAAACGUUGGUCCUAUCCAUGGGGUUGCACGUCUCCGUUUGGGAUCUGGGUUCUGGGUGGACCCUGGGAGGCAACGUGGGCCCCAAGCAGAAGGGGCAGUGUCUGGGCUUGACCGUGGCCCUGCUGUGGUUUGUCGCCCCUGCAGAAGCGGCCCGGGCGCCGCGUGCCGGCUCUCCCGGGCCGAGUCGGAGCGCCGGUGCCGGGCGCCCGGGCAGCCCCCAGGGGGCGCUCUGUGCCACGGCCGCGGCCGGUGCGACUGCGGGGUCUGCAUCUGUCACGUGAGCGAGCCCGGCGUGUACUUCGGGCCCCUGUGCGAGUGCCAUGAGUGGAUGUGCGAGACCUACGACGGGAGCACCUGUGCAGGCCACGGUGCGUGUGACUGUGGAAAGUGCAGAUGUGAUGGAGGAUGGUCUGGGGACGCUUGCCAGUACCCAAAGACCUGUGACCUGACAAAGAAACAGAGCAACCAAAUGUGCAAGAAUUCUCAAGAUAUCAUCUGCUCUAAUGCAGGUACAUGUCACUGUGGCAGGUGUAAGUGUGAUAAUUCAGAUGGAAAUGGACUCGUUUAUGGUAAAUUUUGUGAGUGUGAUGAUAGAGAAUGCAUAGAUGAUGAAACAGAAGAAAUAUGUGGAGGCCACGGAAAGUGUUACUGUGGAAACUGUUACUGCCAGGCUGGUUGGCAUGGAGAUAAAUGUGAAUUCCAGUGUGACAUCACCCCCUGGGAGAGCAAGCGAAGAUGCACAUCUCCAGAUGGCAGAGUCUGCAGUAACAGAGGGAUUUGUGUGUGUGGUGAAUGUUCUUGCCAUGAUGUUGACCCGACUGGAGACUGGGGGGAUAUUCAUGGGGACACCUGUGAGUGUGAUGAAAGGGACUGCAAGGCUGUCUAUGACAGAUAUUCUGACGACUUCUGUUCUGGUCAUGGGCAGUGUAACUGUGGAAGAUGUGACUGCAAAGUAGGCUGGUAUGGGAAAAAGUGCGAGCACCCACGUUCCUGCCCGCUGUCAGCUGAGGAGAGCAUCAAGAAAUGCCAGGGAAGCUCUGCUCUGCCUUGCUCUGGAAGGGGUAAGUGUGAGUGUGGCGAAUGCACUUGCUACCCACCGGGAGGCAGCAGGGUAUAUGGCAAGACGUGUGAGUGUGACGAUCGCCGCUGCGAAGACUUGGACGGCGUGGUCUGUGGAGGCCAUGGCACGUGUUCCUGCGGUCGCUGCGUUUGUGGGCGAGGAUGGUUCGGGAAGCUCUGCCAGCAUCCGCGGAAGUGUAACCUGACGGAGGAACAGAGCAGGAGUCUGUGCGAAUCGGCAGAUGGCGUUCUGUGCUCGGGGAAGGGUUCUUGUCACUGUGGGAAGUGCAUUUGUUCUGCCGAAGAAUGGUAUAUUUCGGGAGAAUUCUGCGACUGUGAUGACAGGGACUGCGACAAACAUGAUGGUCUCAUUUGCACAGGGAAUGGAAUCUGUAGCUGUGGAAACUGUGAAUGCUGGGAUGGAUGGAACGGAAAUGCAUGUGAAAUCUGGCUCGGCACAGAAUAUCCUUAAUAAUCCAUGGCAGAGAACUGGAUUCUUAUUUUUCUAGGCCAUUAGAACAUAUAAAUGCAGAGGGAACCAUAUAUAAUCAUCACUAGGACAGGUCAAACAGACCAUUGUAUGUUUUUCUAUUUCUGAAUGCCUCAGUGAAAUCUGGGUACCCAUUAAAGAUGAGUUAAGCAAAUUCUGAUGUAAAUAACGCCAGAAAAAUUUUUUUCUACCUUAAUUUACAUCAGUGGUUCUCAACAAGGGCAACUUUACCACCCAGAAGACAUUUGGCAAUGUCUACAGACAAUUUUCAUUG
Messenger RNA from Delphinapterus leucas (beluga whale), 2005 nucleotides. It is a transcript of the gene ITGBL1, whose product is annotated as integrin subunit beta like 1. Gene Ontology annotation, cellular component: integrin complex; cell surface; focal adhesion. Gene Ontology annotation, molecular function: integrin binding. NCBI's taxonomy places the organism in Eukaryota, Metazoa, Chordata, Mammalia, Artiodactyla, Monodontidae. Gene Ontology annotation, biological process: cell-cell adhesion; integrin-mediated signaling pathway; cell migration. The record is from RefSeq and is a predicted model, not a curated record.